GUGUGGAUUACAUUGUUUUAACAAGUGUAGACCGUGAUGACCUACCUGAUGGUGGGAGUGGACAUUUUGCUCAGACUGUCAAAGCUAUGAAGAAACUAAAGCCUGAUAUCAUGGUGGAGUGUUUAACUUCUGAUUUUCGAGGUGAUUUAAAAGCUGUAGAAAUAUUGGUGCACUCAGGAUUAGAUGUUUUUGCUCACAACAUAGAGACUGUGAAACGGCUCCAGCGGAUUGUAAGAGAUCCUCGGGCCCGGGCACAGUUUGUCUGGUGAAUUAUCACAUUGGACACCAAGUAGGUAUGAACAGAGCUUAUCAGUUCUAAAACAUGCAAAAAUCAGCAAGCAGGGAAUGAUAACGAAAUCUUCCAUAAUGUUGGGCCUUGGAGAAUCUGAUGAUGAGCUGAAGGAAGCAAUGGCUGAGUUAAGAGCCAUAGAUGUUGAUAUUCUCACACUUGGUCAGUAUUUACAGCCAACUCCAUUGCAUUUGACUGUCAAAGAGUAUGUUACCCCGGAGAAGUUUGCUUUCUGGAAGGAGUACGGGGAAUCUAUAGGAUUCCUAUAUGUAGCGAGUGGUCCCCUGGUUCGAUCCUCAUAUAGGGCGGGGGAGCUCUUUGUUCAGACAAUGGUGAAAGAAAAAGCUAACAGCAUUGCAACGCUAUAGUAGCAACUUUCAUUCGCCGGUUUAGAGCAGUCAUGUUUGUUGUGUGAAGGCAGGUGUAACUUAUUAUCGCCAAUAUUCAUAUCGUGCCUGCAGCAAUGCAUUUUUGGUUCUCACUCUCAUCAAAAAAAUUUCCAAUGUAACAGGCAAAUUUCAGGAUUUUAAGGUUCCAAGUCUUGCUCCUCUUAUUUUGUAUUUGCUUAUGAUUCUUGUUAUUAAUAUCCAUUGUAUGUGGGUAUGUCUAACCUUAACACGAUUUAGUAUAAUUUUUUUAGUGCA
Messenger RNA from Carica papaya (papaya), 933 nucleotides. NCBI's taxonomy places the organism in Eukaryota, Viridiplantae, Streptophyta, Magnoliopsida, Brassicales, Caricaceae. The record is from RefSeq and is a predicted model, not a curated record.